Staurois parvus is the source of this 564-nucleotide messenger RNA. Lineage: Eukaryota; Metazoa; Chordata; Amphibia; Anura; Ranidae. The record is from the annotation of a GenBank genome assembly.
GUCUUGCACAGGUGUACUGGCUCCUCCCCUUCAGUCUUGCACAGGUGUACCGGCUCCUCCCCUUCAGUCUUGCACAGGUGUACCGGCUCCUCCCCUUCAGUCUUGCACAGGUGUAUCGGCUCCUCCCCUUCAGUCUUGCACAGGUAUACCGGCUCCUCCCCUUCAGUCUUGCACAGGUGUACCGGCUCCUCCCCUUCAGUCUUGCACAGGUGUACCGGUUCCUCCCCUUCAGUCUUGCACAGGUGUACCGGCCCCUCCCCUUCAGUCUUGCACAGGUGUAUCGGCUCCUCCCCUUCAGUCCUGCACAGGUGUAUCGGCUCCUCCCCUUCAGUCCUGCACAGGUGUAUCGGCUCCUCCCCUUCAGUCUUGCACAGGUGUACCGGCUCCUCCCCUUCAGUCUUGCACAGGUGUAGCGGCUCCUCCCCUUCAGUCUUGCACAGGUGUAGCGGCUCCUCCCCUUCAGUCUUGCACAGGUGUAGCAGCUCCUCCCCUUCAGUCUUGCACAGGUGUACCGGCUCCUCCCCUUCAGUCUUGCACAGGUGUACCGGCUCCUCCCCUUCAGUC